Molecule: messenger RNA, 1503 nt
Organism: Talaromyces amestolkiae
Lineage: Eukaryota; Fungi; Ascomycota; Eurotiomycetes; Eurotiales; Trichocomaceae
Exons: 7
Coding region: 1-1503 (500 amino acids)
Source: RefSeq, a predicted model, not a curated record
AUGAUCCUCUCUAGGGCCUCUCUUUUGAUACAGCUCUCCAGCUUACUAGCUGCCACAUGUGCUGCAACAGUUGUUCAAUGGGGCACCUGUACUGAUAAUUUUGGCAGCUUAUUGCCUGUCGAUUGCGGCACACUCCUUGUCCCACUUGACUAUACAGUGACUUCAAAUGAGACUUAUACACUAGAUCUUUUGCGGGUUCCUGCCAUAGUGCAGCCCGCAAAGGGAAGUAUCGUGCUCAACUUUGGUGGUCCAGGGGAGAUAGGACGAGCGACGUUGGCUGGUUAUGCAACUCUGUUACAAGCAUUAUCCGGUGGUGUAUAUAAUCUCAUUUCGUUUGAUCCACGUGGUACUUCCACCAGCAAUAUGCCAUUCACUUGCUACGACAGCGAAUACGAAUUGGAAAAGUUUGCAGAUGCUCAGACAGCGCCUGAUGCAAAUGAUACCGCGGCUUUGGGACAACUUUGGGCUCGAGGCACGAUUGACGCAAAUACAUGUGCUCAGAAGCACAACGUGACAGGCACUCUGAUCGGUACUGCCUUUACUGCAAGAGACGUGAUGAGUAUUGCGGAAUCUGUCGGAGAAGAUGGUUUAUUGAGAUACUGGGGUUUUUCAUAUGGUACUACCUUGGGAGCCACGCUAGUUGCCAUGUUCCCGGACAAGGUUGACAAGGUGAUCUUGGAUGGAGUGCAAAAUCCACAUCAGUAUUAUCACUCAUAUGCCGAUUUCGAAGAGUGGGAGCUAGCAGACCAGUCAUUUUCGGGAAUGUUCAAUAGCUGUGUUGCAACUCCGAAUGUAUGUUCACUCGCAAAGAGCAACCCCAACGCAACAGCCGCCGACCUCGAGCAAAGUUUCUAUGACCUCGUCGCUACUCUUUAUCAGAGGCCCGUCGCGGUAGGCGAUCUCACGGUGGAUAGCAGCACCCUGUACCUGCUCGCCGUAAACAGUCUUUACGCAACCACAAGUUGGGAAAACACCACCCUAAUAUUCGACAUGCUCAUGACUGGGAAUAUUGAUGAAAUCGCUUUCCUUGAAUUCGUGGGAACUGUUCUCCCCAUUGACAACACUACUUUACUUACGAUAGGAACAUAUGACAAGUUUCUUCCAGCGGUCUAUGAGCUUUCCAAUACAAGCAGAAUAGCAGGUCGUGGUGAUAUGUCUCUUUCUAUGGCUUGUGCGCAGUGGAAGCUAGAUGCCAAAGAGCGUUACGAAGGUGAUUUCCAAGUCAGCCCGAAGAAUCCAGUACUUCUUAUUGCCAAUACCUACGACGGACAUACGCCAAUACAAUCUGCACAGAAUGUCAGUGCUGGGUUUGAGGGUAGUGUCGUUCUCGAAGUUAAUGGAUAUGGUCAUACUUCCCUUGUCCUCCCCUCAUUAUGCAGUUUGCAAACCACUGCAAAUUACUGGGUGAAUGGUACUUUGCCGGAGCCAGGAACAGUGUGCGAAGUCGAUGCCCCUCCGUUCUCCAACAUCACCUGGGCAAAUGUACUCGAGGAGAUUUCUUAG